Molecule: messenger RNA, 1068 nt
Organism: Babesia bigemina
Lineage: Eukaryota; Apicomplexa; Aconoidasida; Piroplasmida; Babesiidae
Product: Mitochondrial carrier protein, putative
Exons: 3
Coding region: 1-1068 (355 amino acids)
Biological process (GO): iron import into the mitochondrion
Cellular component (GO): mitochondrial membrane
Molecular function (GO): ferrous iron transmembrane transporter activity
Source: RefSeq, a predicted model, not a curated record
AUGGAAUCCGACGACGGCAGCCCCCUCCUGUACGAGGAAUGGAACGGUAGGUCGCAACAGGGGCUCACAGCACUCCCAGGCGAUUGCAAGCUGUGGCAGCACGCCCUGUGCGGCAGCGCUGCAGGCGUUAUGGAGCACCUGCUGCUUUUCCCGAUCGACACCCUGAAAACGCGGCUGCAGUGUGGCUGGUGCAAGCCGCGCUGGGCAGCGCGAGUGGAGACGCCGACGGCAGCGCUGGAGAGUAAGCGCAACGUAUGCAGCAUGUCUACCACGAAGUCGCGGUUCUACCAGAAUCUGUUUCGCGGCUGCAGCGCCAUGGCCGUCGGGUGCAUCCCUGCCCAUGUCUUCUACUUCACCAUGUACGAGGCGUUGAAGAAGUCGGGCAACGCGCCAAUCGCCGGCGCGUGCGCCACGCUGUGCCACGACGUGGUGCUCACGCCGGCCGACGUCAUCAAGCAGCGGCUGCAGCUGGGGCUGUACCGCGGCUCGUGGCACUGCCUAAAGCACGUGGUAACGCACGAGGGGAUCCAGUCGCUCUUCCGAAGUCUCUCGGUCACGCUGUUCAUGAACGUGCCGUACCACACCAUCCUCGUCAGCGUCAACGAUUUCCUGCUGCGCACGCACCCAGGAGGCAGGGACAGGUGCGGCAUCGCCACAUACUUCCUAUACGCAGGAGAACGCCCUGUGUCGUGCGUCCAAAUCACAACAAAACAUACGCGUGUAUGUGAUGGUGCGCGUUUGCGUUUGUCGUGUAUCGGCGGAGCCGUGGCAGGGGCACUCACUAACCCCCUCGACGUGAUAAAGACGCGACUGCAGACCCAGGGGUGCUACCUAGAGGCCGAAGCGGCGAGUAAAACGCGGUAUAAGGUGGGUGAAGCGUAUUUGGCACAUGUCACCUGGGGACAGAACCCAAUCGACACGGCCAGGGCCAUCUACCGGCAGCACGGCUUCCGCGUAUUUUGGAGGGGCACCGGAACACGAAUGAUGUUAUGCGUACCCGCUGCAGCCAUCUCAUGGGGCACGUACGCAACGCUGAAAAACAUUUUCAGUAGACUCAAUAAUGGAUAG